This is a messenger RNA of Closterium sp. Naga37s-1, 6891 nucleotides long. The record is from the annotation of a GenBank genome assembly. Lineage: Eukaryota; Viridiplantae; Streptophyta; Zygnematophyceae; Desmidiales; Closteriaceae.
AUGGCCGUGGAUCCUCCCGCCACGUGUCCGCAUCUCCUUGCUUUCAAGCGCCGCGCGCCGUCCGCCGCCAGCCCGUAUCGCCUCGUGCAGCAGUGCGUGCGACCCGGGCCUAAUCGCCGCCCCGUCUUCUCCGUGACUCGCGGGACCGUUCCGUGUUGCUCCAUCUGCCGCCGCACCGACGCGCGUCUUUACGUGUGCCUCACCUGCGGCGCCGUCCUCUGCCGGCCAGCCGCCGCCGCCACUGCCGAAGCGCCGCGCGGAGGCAGCGGUGCCGGCCGGCAGAACGAUGUCGACGCCACCGCCGCGACUCGCACGCGAUCCGCGCCAGGCGCUGCGGGAGCUCCGGCCGUAAGCCUCGCGUCGACGGCCGGACAGGAUUGCGAUGUAGGCGGAGGGCUCGCGGUCGGGUUACGCGGCGCGCACUCCAGCGCUCGCGCCAGCUUGGGGGAGAUUAAGGACGAUCAGGAGAGCGGAAUCGCGGACGGGUGCAACGAGACGGCCAGAUCUAGCGAGAGCAGCGGCGGCGGCGGCGGCGAAGGCGGCGGGAGCAGCGGGGGGGACGAUGAUGCAGGCGGACACGUGCUGAAGCACGCGCGAGAAGCCCCGCCGACGGCCGACGGGCGGAGAUCCAUUGGCGCGCGCGGAGGCAGCGGCGGUUGGGGCGGCGCGGGCGCGCGCGCGUCGUCGUCCCCCGGCAGGCCAGGGGGAAGCGGAAACAUCGGCGGGGGUUCAAGACGCGGGGGGUCUGGCGCAGGGGUGGGAAGCGGAGGGGGAAGCACGGGGGCGGGAGCGGAGUGGGGGGGAGCGAGUCACUGUGUGUUUGUGGAGCUGGAACGAGUGGUGCUAUACUGUGCUGCAUGCGGGGAGUAUGUGGUCGAUGGUGAGUUCAACACGUGUGUGAUUAAUGCGGUGGGGGGUAUGGGUGACGUGGACGGGCCAACGCUUGCUUGCCUCCCUGCUGCUACUGGAGCGGAUGCUGCUGCUGCUCCAGGAGACGCAGCAGGAGCAGCAGGGCUCAAGACGGAGGGGAUGAUGAUGGGGAAGAAGCGAGGGCUCAAGGAAGGAGUAUCAAAGGAAGGCAUAUUGAAAGAAGGGAUGCUAACAAUGAGUGCGAUGGCAACAGCGAUAACAUCAACGGGCCUGGGGGGUAGAACCACCCGGUUCCUACUUCCUCCUGGGCCUCAGGGCUCACCUGAAGAAGACCUGUGUGGGUAUUCACCUGAGAAUUCACCUGGGAUUGGCGCGGACUCGGAUGGGAGAGCAGUGCGGUUGCGGGAGGCGGAUGGGACGGCUGUGAGUGUGAGUGCGAGUGCGAGUGAGCGAGGCAGCAGCUUUGCAGGUAGUGACAGCGCUGGUAUGGCCCAUGCUCCUGCUGCUGCUGCUGAUGAUGAUGAUGAUGAUGUUGAUGAUGUUCCUGCUGCUGCUACGGAUGGUGACUCUGCGCUUGCUCCUCGUCCUGCUCCUGCCAGUAGCCCAGGCGGCGGGGGUUUCGGUAUGGCUGCUCGUUCUGGCUCCUGCUCGUCAGUAUCCCUCAGCAGUGGGGGGGACUCGGCAGAGGGGAAACACGCCCUGGCUGCCCCGCUUGGCGCAGGGCGGAUGGAGGAGGGCAGGGGGGAGGGGGCGGAGGGGGAUGGGGUUGAGGUGGGGGAGGAGAGGGGGGAAGGAGGAGAGGAGAGGGGGGAGGAGAGGGAGGAGGAGGAGGGGAUGGAGCAAGCGGAGGAGGAUGAGGAGGGAUUGCAGGGUGAUGCUGGGCGGAAUGGUGGUGGUAGGGGUGCCGUGGGGGAGGGAGAACUGGGGAGAGGGGGAGGAGGGGUAAAUGGAAGGGAGGCUUUGCUGGGGGAGGGGAGGAGCAAGGGCGAGGCGAGGGUAGGGAAAGGCAAGAAGGAGCGGAAAGAGAGGGCGGAGAAGGGGCAGCAGCAGCAGCAGCAACAGCAACAGCAACAGCAGCAGCAGCAGCAGCAGGCGCAGAAGAAUGUGCGGCCACCCUCACCCAGAAUCACUCGCGCUGCUGCCAGGCAAAUGCAGCAAGAGCAGCAGCAGCAGGGGACAGUGGAAGAGAAGAGGGAGCAAGGACAGGGGCAGGGUCCCCUGCAGGGGCAGUGGUUGGGAGGGGAAGUGGGUGGGGAGAUACGAGGGGCGUGGGCAAUGCAGGGGGGAGAAGAAGAGAGAGGGGUGAAAGGACGAGAGGGGAGAGCACUUAAAGGGGAGGGGGACAGGAAGGGAAGUGGAGGUGAACCCAGUGGUAAGGGGAAGGGGAGGCGGAAGGAGAGAGUGAGGGAGAGGGUGAGGGCGAGGGGAGGGGGGGAUGCAGCAGAGGUAGAUGUAGGCGCAGGGAUGGGGGAAGGGGAUGAUACGGUUACAGGAGCCGGACUGGCAGGUGCUUUCCGGGCAGGUGUGGCUGCUGCUGUGACUCCUCUUCCUCCUCUUCUUGCCGCUGCUGUGAAGAGGCCGCGUUACGUGGUAACCAGGGAAGGGGGACACGUGGGACCAGAGGCCGCGAGAGAGAGAGGCAGGGCGGGGAAGGAAACAGCAUCAACAGCAUCGGCAUUAGAGGAUGAGUUCGUGGGGUUUAGUGUGCCGAGUAGUAUUAGGGGCCAUGUGGGAGGGGCAGCAGGGGAAGGGAUACGCGCGGGAGUGGGUCAGGAGCAGCGGGGAGUGGUGGGGGAGGGAAGGGGGGGGGAGGAGGGGCAAGAGGGCCUGGCGGAGGAAAUGUUACACAAGGGGAUGACUGAUGCAGGGGCGGCAGGGAGGGAGGUGAGGAGGAGACAGAGGGGAGUGGUGGUGAGGGGAGAGCAGGAGGGGGAGGUAGGUGCAUGGGUGGAGGGGCAUGCAGGUGGGGCUCGUAAGGGGAGGGUGAGUGAGGGAAUGGUGAGUGAGGGGAUGUAUGUUAAUGGCAGCAAUGGUGCUGUAGCGGUGAGAGGAGGGGGUGCGAGAAAGAUGAGCAUGGGAAGGCGAGCAGGGGAACAAGGUGUAAAAGGAGAUGUGGAGGGGGAGAGUGCGGAAAUCCCCAAGGGUGGAAGUGAGGGAGUGGUGUGGGGCGAGAGUGGGGAAGGGUACAUGGGUGCGAGUGUGGGUGUGGCAGAGAGAGGCGUUUUAGAAACACGGGAGGUGCACGGGAGGAGAGAGGGGAAGGGCAAGGGCAAGGGAAGCAGGCGGAGGAGUGAGAAUGGGAGGGCGAGCAGGGAGGGGCGGGAGGGACGGGAAGGGCGGGGUCUUAGCACAGGGGAGUUAGAGGUUGGGGGAGGGAGGGUGGGCGGGAGUGUUCUUGCCACGCCUCUAAGAUUGGGAAGUGAAGAGGAUAAGGCUGCGGUUACUGCUUCGGUGGUGGCGGGGGGAGUGGAAGAGGAGGUGAAAGGGGAAGUGGAAAGGGGUAGGGGAGGGAUAAGAGAGGGAGGAAGGGGAGAUGUUGGGGAGGCGUAUUUUGAGCGUCCUAAGAAGGUGCGUAUAAUACGAGGGGAGUUGAAUAGGGUGGUUGGGAGGGGAGGGGGCGAGAGUGAGGUUGGGGUUUCUGUGGCAAGGUGUGCAGAGGAGGGGGCUGUAGGAGGAACGGAGAGACGGGAGGAGGGAGAGUGGGGAGGCGGAGUAGAGGGGUUGGAGAGAGAAGAGCGAGGAGAGGGAGGAGAGAGAGGGGAGGGAGGAGAAGGAGAGGGCAUGGAUGGGGAAGGACUGGAGGGAAGGACGGAGCAAGGGACAAAGAGAGGGGAUGAGAAAAGUGCGGAGGGCAGGGGGAAGGGAAGGGAGAGGAGUAAGGACAGGGCAGAGAAGACUGAGAAGGGAGAGAGGGAGGAGAAGGCGGAAAGAGAGGCAUCAGAUUGGCGCGGAGCGGUAGCAGCCAGGGAGAAGCAGGCCUUGGCCGAGGCAGCAGCAGGGGGAGUAGCAGGAGCAGGAACAGGAACAGGAACAGCAGGAACAGCAGGAGCAGCAGCAGGAGGAGCAGGAGCGGGAAGAGGAGGGAGAGGGAGAGGCAGAGAUGGGCUGCCGUGUGGGUUGAGGGGUCUGAACAACCUGGGCAACACGCCCAGCCGUGGCUCCCCGGAUCCCCGCGGACUUGAUGCACGCGCCCCUGUCGGCCAGCAGCAGUCGUUUCACAGCGACUCACAUGGUGCCAAUGCCACGCACACCACCAGCAACAACACCAGCAGUGCUGCUGCUGCUGCUGCUGCUGCUGCUGCACCCUCGCACGCAGCACCCCGCCCGUCCCUCAACCCCAUGGCGCCUCACACAAUGCCCACGCCCCACAUGUCCCAUGCGGCCCUUACAGGUGAUACGGUUUGCAUUCCCCCCACUGCCCAGGGUUUGUGGCGUGUGGGCGAACAGGGGGCGGGAGGGGCGGAAAGGCGACUGGGAGGGGGGAAAUUGUGGGGAAAAGGAAUGGGGGGAGGGCCAAAGGGGGAGGAGGAGGAGAGAGGGGGAGGUGGAGAGAGUGGGUUUGAUGGUGGGAAUGGUGGAGAGGACGAGGAGAGGAAGGAUGAGGAGGAGGUGGGGAGGGAUGGGCAGGGGGAUGGGCUUCGUGCAAGGGUGGAGGAGGGAGGGGGGAUAGUGGGAGGGGAAGGAGAAAGAGUCGGGGGAGGAGAGGCAGGAGGAGGUGCGGUGGCAGCAGCAGAAGCACCGGCAGCAGCAACAGCAGCAGCAGCAGGGGGGGUAGCAGCAGCAGUAGGGCGAGUGCGAGUGGCACCGUAUGUGAAUCCGUGUUUGGAGUGCGAGUUGGAGGGUGUGUUUGCAGCCAUGUUCAGUGGCGAGAGGAGGCCCUUCAGCCCCGGCCAGUUCCUCUAUAGCUGGUGGCGAGUGACGGACAGCUUCGCGAGCUACCAGCAGCAGGACGCGCACGAGAGCAAAACAAAUCCCUUCCCCACCCCCUUCACUUUCCCCAUGGGCAGCUGGUGGCGUGUCACGGACAGCUUCGCGCGCUACCAGCAGCAGGACGCACAUGACUGGUGGCGUGUCACAGACAGCUUUGCAAGCUACCAGCAGCAGGACGCGCACGAGUUCUUCAUCGCAACCCUCAACGCCCUCCAUGCUGCCUCUGGCCUCGCCUCGCCCCGCCGCAAACCCGCCCCUCCUUCUGUUGCUGCUGGUGCUGCUGGUGCUUCUGCUGCGUGCCCGCCAUCAGUCACCGAAUGCCCCUGUAUCGUGCACGAGCCCACCAUCAGUCACCGAGUGCCCCUCCCACCAUCAGUCACCGAGUGCCCCUGUAUCGUGCACGAGCCCACCAUCAGUCACCGAGUGCCCCUCCCACCAUCAGUCACCGAGUGCCCCUCCCACCAUCAGUCACCGAGUGCCCCUGUAUCGUGCACGAGGUGUUUUCUCAUCUACCUCUCCCUCUUCUCCCUGCCUCCCCCUCCUCCCCCCCCUGUGCAGCCCACCAUCAGUCACCGAGUGCCCCUCCCACCAUCAGUCACCGAGUGCCCCUGUAUCGUGCACGAGCCCACCAUCAGUCACCUAGUGCCCCUCCCACCAUCAGUCACCGAGUGCCCCUGUAUCGUGCACGAGCCCGCCAUCAGUCACCGAAUGCCCCUCCCGCCAUCAGUCACCGAGUGCCCCUGUAUCGUGCACGAGGUGUUUUCCGGGCUGUUGCGAUCAGAUCCCUCACCUGCUCGCAGCCGAGUUGCACGAGGAGCAGCAGCAGCGGCAGCAGCAGCAGCAGCAGCGCCGGGAGCUGAUGCUGCUGCGGCGGCAGCAGCGGCUGGAACAGGGGCCGGCACCCCUGUCGGGUUCUUUGAUGCUGAUGCUGAUGCUGAUGCUGAUGGUGCUGCUGAUGGUGCUGCUGAUGGUGAUGCUGAUGGUGCUGCUGAUGGUGAUGCUGAUGGUGCUGCUGGUGAUGUCAGCGGUGGUGCUGCUGCUGCUGCUGCUGCAGUGGGAGAGGGAGGGCUGGGAGGCAGUGGCAGUGCGGAGGGGAGUGGCAACGGUGGCAGCAGAAGCAGCAGCAACAGCAGCAGCAGGGAGGGGGGAGGACUAGCCGAUCUGGAAGGGGAAGAGGCGGAGGAGGUGAGAAUCACAGGGGGUGACGGAGAGCAAGGGGAGGAAGGGGAGGAAGGAGAGGAAGGAGGGGAAGGAAGGGAAGGAGAGGAUGGAGAGGAAGGAGAUGCAAGAGAGGUGUUGUUGGGAGAGGUGGUGGGGGAUGGAGUGACCCUGGGGGACGAGAAGGAGAGAGAAGUGAGUGAAGCAGCAGUGGCUGAAGCAACUGCAGGGGUAGACGCUGAAGCAUUCGUAGCACCACAGCCUGAUGUGGGAGCAGCCAUGCGUGGGCAAGAAGGGGGUGGGAUGCACUGCUGUGCCCUCCUGCAUGACCCUGCUGCAGCUGAGGUUGCUGGGUUUGACGGCAGAGCAGCAGAGGCUGUGGGAGCAGAGGGUACAGCAGCAGCAGUGGGUGCGGCAAUGGAGGGAGUUUUGCCAGGAACAGCAGAACGGCGGGCAGAAGGGGAAGGAGCGGCUGCCGCGACUGCUGCUGCUGCUGCAUCAGCACCUGGGGCACGGAAAGCAUCAGCCACUGCUGCGCUACCACCAUUAGCACCUCCAGCAGCAGCAGCAGGAAGAGCAGCAACAGGAGCAGGAGCAGCGGGAGCAGCAGCAGCAGGGGGAGCAGCAAAGGAGGAGGGAGCAGUGGCGACGUUGAUAGCAUGUUUGGAUCGGUUCACACACCCGGAGACGCUUGGAGUCAAUGAGAAGUUCUUCUGUGAGGCGUGUCAGAUACGGCAGGAGUCAGUGAAGCAGAUGUCUCUCGCGCGCCUGCCCCUCGUGCUGUGCCUGCACAUCAAGCGCUUUGAGCACUCGCUCUCGCGCAACGCCUCGCGCAAGAUCACGCGCUUCCUGCACUUCCCCCUCGCGCUCGACAUGUCCCCCUACCUCUCCUCCAGCAUCACCCGCAACCGUAACCCUGGCCAGUCCCUCUGA